Molecule: messenger RNA, 2585 nt
Organism: Amoebophrya sp. A120
Lineage: Eukaryota; Dinophyceae; Syndiniales; Amoebophryaceae
Source: the annotation of a GenBank genome assembly
GUUACUUCGAGUUGUUGCUUUAAGAAAAGGCAAAACAGAAUCCUGGUUUUUUCGAAACAUGCAAAAGUCGGAAACGGUAGCGACGCAAAGGAGGCUUCUAUAUGAGUAGUUUCAAACUGGUCAAUGUGAUUCUUCUUUCUUCAUUCCGGAGCGUGUCAAUCUCAUUAGUACAUUAUAGUCAAAGGCCUUCGGCGUCUGCUAAAACAUACAUCGCGUGUGUUCAUUUUUCACUCAUUCGUUUUGGAAUGGGGCAAGACGAUAAGACUCCAGCGGAUCUUAAGAAUGAACAAAAUCUUGUCCCCUCAACCAGUGAAUUCACCGCUCCCGUUCAUCCCAGGUCGGGAAAUUCCAGCGGUGGAAAUGCGGGUUUUACGGAAACGGGCGACGAAGCGACUGAGUGCGGUGGCGCACCACCCGUUGCGGCCUUCCGGCUGGAGAGAGUCCCGGGACGAGGCGUCGGCGCAGUCGCUAUUCGUGCCAUUCCGCGGGGCGAGCUGGUAAUCGCGGAGACCCCAGCAAUCCGCAUUAGUGGGAAGGAGAUUGCCGACGGCACGCUCCGGGAGGAACUGGCGGAACAGAAAUACAGGCGAUUGAAAGAUGAGCCGAAGCAACGCUCCGGGGUGGCGGACAAGUACAAGAUGCGCGAGGAUAUUAGUUCCAAAGCAGCUACAACAACAUCAUGUGCCCCCACGCGCGAAGAUUCUGACGCGCGCUCGACGUAUCGUGUGAUAUCGGCACAGCAAUGUGAGAACCUCGAGGAAUACUUUCCUACGGAGUGGUCUGUUGCGGAGAAAGUCUGGAGCAUGUUCGAUAUGCACGAGGAGGAACAUAAUUGCCACGGUGCGUCUAGUGCAGCCAGGCGGAACGAAGAUUAUGGGGCUACUAUUACAGGAGCACUCGCGGCGCGCGAGCACGAGCCGUCGGGCGUCAAGUCUGCUGCUGGUAUCUUCCAAUCGAAUGCCUACAGCUUCGAUUCAGGCCACGCUGUUUUUAGCAACCGAGACACCGGGAACGCGCAAUGGGGACUGUAUCCUUUAACGGCGAAACUGAACCACAGUUGCCGCCCGAAUGUGGCUUUCUGUACGACAUCGGAUGUUGAAGGAUGAUGGUGUUUUGUUUUUCCAUAAGUAGGUGCAGCGUAUCUAUUUCUGUGUAUACCACGACGUUCAUGUGGAAGUAGAUGGCAGCACGUUUUGUACUAGAAUUCAAACUUCCACCACAUCACGAGUAGACUAUGGUUGAUGUAUGGGCACGACUAGUACUACACGAAGAUGCUGCACCAACAGCACUACAUUCUUGACGAGUCGUUCAACAUAGAUGUGAUUUUUGAUUUGCAUAUCCCCCCACGACUUCAAGAAGGAUUGGGUGAUGCGCACGUUCGCGUCCCGCGACAUUCAGGCCGGUGAGGAGAUCUGCCACUGCUACAGUCGUGAAAUUUGUUUCCAGCCGCGGGCGGCUAGGCAAAAGUAUUUCGAGGAACAGUUUGGGUUUCACUGCGAGUGCGAGGCGUGCACCAAAGGACACGCACCUUCAUCACCUGUCGGCACACGUAGAACUGUAGCAUCACCUCCAACUACCGAGACGAACAUCAAUCCGGAUUCUGCUUCUAUCGGUCAAGAACCGCGUUGUACCAGCGAGAGGCGUACUACAAGACAAAAUCCUCAUCCAUUCAAAAUUUCGGACGAACAGCGGGCGCGAGCCAAACAGGUGGAGCAGCAGCUGGUUUUUCUGGCGAACCAGAACAACUCGGAUGAUCCGCGGAGUCCGGCCUCAUCAUCAUCUCCGGGAGACGACAUUAAGGCGCCGGCCUCCACGUCGCGGAAGAAGAAGAACAGCAAUAAGUUUUUCCCCGCGUUCUCGCCGCGCGUGCGCAACAAGGGAGCAGCUGGUGCUGGAGGUAAGCAGGGCGACGAUCCUUUAACGUACCUACAAACCAUCGAGGAGUAUCUUUCUCUGUUGCGUGCAGAGGGCCUCGACCGGCCGGAGCAUUACUUGGAGUUGGGUGCCAUUGCCUUCGACAUCACCGCCGUAGCGUUGCAGGACCUGGCGCAGGCGGAGAAAUGGGCGGACUGCUGUGCGGAGAAUGCCUGCAUCAUGCUCGGGAACGACUCGGACCACGCAGUCGUAAAAAAAUGGCAGAAGAAAAAGCAAAACUUGUUGCUUCAUGCAAGGAUGAUUUGAGCGGGAGCAGGAGCGAAGGUUGCUGUUCGUGUACGAUAUUAGGGCAAGAAGUUUGCUGGGAAAAUGAGGAAAAGUUUUGAACUUUUGUACUAUUCCGGUACUGGUGGUGCUGGUGUUUCAAAAAUAAUGUACAAACUCUGUAUGAUUGGACUUGGAGUAUCUGCUUUCAAAGUCUAGUGGCCUUUGAUGUUGCAGGGCCGACAUUUUUCGCGAAGAUGUGGAAAUGGUAAAAGUGGUGGAUAAUUGGAAUUCCGCAGCAAAGCCGAUUCUGAUUUGCACCAAGAUGCUGGUUCAAUUGGGAGCUUGUUUCCGGAUGUUCCCAACUUGUUUUUGUGCCCUUGAUGAUGACGCGAUCGGGCAGAAAUCGUCUUGAUGAAAGCAGAAAUCGUUGUUUGGGCAGAGAG